CACGAAAUCUAGUAAUUAUCUAUCUUCCUCCACAAAUGACACACAGAUUCAUAUUCAUCAGGUAGACAAAAAUGAUGCUACCCUAUGUAAAACUUUUGACCCCAUCGGCAAAAUUUCUACCGUCACCUGUAGAGCCACUGCAGCACAUCCGGAGAACCACCGUAGGAGCAUCUCCGUCAUUGGAACGAAACUGCAAAUUAUCGCGACGGAAUCUAAGUAAAUCCUCGUUGCUUCUACUCCUCACUACUCAAACAACUCUAACGCCAUUGCUCGACUUCUCUAAUGCUCAAGCAGAUACAAUUGAUAAUCCUAAUCCCACAAAUUGCGAAAACAGAAUUCCGACUAAGAAAGCGUUCAUCGACGUAUCGAUCGACGGAGAACCAAUCGGACGGAUCAUAAUCGGAUUAUACGGAGACGAUGUUCCGGCGGGAACAGCUAGGUUCAGCAGCAUUGUAAGCGGGAAAGCCGGAAUCAGUUACCGGAGAAAAGAAUUUGUGAAGAUCAUGCCAGGCUAUGUCCAGCACGGCGGAAUUAGAUCGUACGGUGUCGACGCCGAGCGAGCCACCGCCGCCGUCGGGAGUCUUCAAAACCUAAUUGAAGAAUGGGAGAGAGGUAAAAGAGGAGAGAUAUGUAAUGUAAAUAAGGCGGGAAGUGUUGGAAUUGUGGUGAGAGAUCCGUCGAAACCGCCGCCGAAGACGAAGCUUGUGGCGAGAAAUGGGAAGCUUCAGGUGGAAGAAGAGGUAAUUGCGGUGGGACCGAACGGAACGGAGUUUGUUAUAACGGCGGUUGAUUCGCCGGAGUUGGAGGAUUCGGUUUUGGUGAUUGGGAAGGUUUUGGAAGGAAUGGGAGUUGUGGAGAAGAUGAGAGAAGUGAAGACAGUGAGGGAUAACACUUCAUCUCCUUAUUUCAGAGUGGCUAAAGUGAUCGGAGAUAAGAGAGCUGUGGUGGCGGAGAGAGGGUUUAAUCGGCCUUAUUCUAAGGUUGUAGUCACCAAUUGUGGUUUAAUCGAGUCACAAACUCUAUGAAUGAGCUCAUAGUUUGUUGGUAACGUUUUUUGUGGUAUGCAAGACAUAGAAAGAUUGCAGCCAUUGUGUUUGGUGGAACUGCAUUAUCAGUUGAGAAAUUUAUAAGCGUGAUUAUGAAAAUCUUGUCUUUGGCCAGAGCAUAGAUUUGUUGGGGCCUUAACUAGAUAUUAAAGAACUUAAAUGAGU
Molecule: messenger RNA, 1211 nt
Organism: Arabidopsis arenosa
Lineage: Eukaryota; Viridiplantae; Streptophyta; Magnoliopsida; Brassicales; Brassicaceae
Source: the annotation of a GenBank genome assembly